This is a messenger RNA of Lasiosphaeria miniovina, 1557 nucleotides long. Its product is annotated as major facilitator superfamily domain-containing protein. The transcript has 7 exons. Gene Ontology annotation, cellular component: plasma membrane. Gene Ontology annotation, biological process: transmembrane transport. NCBI's taxonomy places the organism in Eukaryota, Fungi, Ascomycota, Sordariomycetes, Sordariales, Lasiosphaeriaceae. The record is from RefSeq and is a predicted model, not a curated record. The coding region runs from base 1 to 1557 and encodes 518 amino acids. Gene Ontology annotation, molecular function: transmembrane transporter activity.
AUGCCAAAGAGGGAGAUAUUCCGGGAACAGUCGAUCUUCGGGCCGCCGGCUUUAUACCCUGUGCCCGCCGAGGAUCCCAAUGAUCCGCUCCAAUGGUCGACCAGACGGAAGACGUUGAUUCUUGUUGUUUGCUCGCUGUACUCGUUCCUGAGCAACUCGGCGCUUCUCGGACCCUCGGUUUACAUUGGAAUCUAUGCGGAGGAGUUCAACAUCUCCCCGACUACCGCGAGUAACAUUGUCAGCUAUGCAAAUCUCGCAUUCGGUUUCGGGUCUCUCGUCUUGGUCCCACUCUAUCACAAGAUUGGUCGCCGACCUGUUAUGCUGGGGUCUCUCCUCUUAUACUGCGGUGGCCUGAUUGGCUGCUCUCAGGCGACUUCCUACGGCUCGUUGAUGGCGGCAAGAGUAAUCCACGGGUUCGGUUCCUCGGUUUGCGAAGCUCUUCCCGUGCAGCUGGUAAACGACAUCUUUUUCCUGCACGAGCGUGGCAAGCGACUUGGAUAUUAUACCGUCUGUCUCUGCUUUGGCUCCACGGGCCCUUUGUACGCUGGGUACAUGCUUUCCGGCGGCCAUGACUGGCGUCUCUUUUUCUACGUUGAGUUCGCCUUUGCCGUCGCCCUUUUCAUCCUCGCCUUUUUCGUUGUGGAGGAAACAGCGUACCACCGCAAGCCUCCGACCGAGGGGCGCCAGAGUCAAGAGAAUUUGCAACGAGGUUCUGACGGCGAGAAGACGUUCGAUGCCGUUGUCGAAGACUCGCCCCUGGCCCCUGAGAUUCCGCCGCGAAAGACCUUUCUCCAGACACUCAAGUUCUGGGGCAUCUGGGAGAAGGACUCGGACUAUUUCUUGAUGAUGGCCCGCUCCUUUACGUAUUUCCUUGUCCCGCACGUGUUCUGGGUUGUCACGACUUACGGUAUCUACAUCGGCCUGGGCGCCUUGACGUUCAACUACAUCUUCCCGCUCAAGAUCACUGCACCACCCUACAAUUGGUCUCAGACCAACAGUGGUCUCAUCGCCGUGGCCUCCUUUCUCGGCUACCUGCUGGCCAUUCCAUUCACGCCAUCCUCCGAUCUACUUGCGGCCCGACUGACACGCAAGAACAAUGGCAUCCGCGAGUCCGAGAUGCGCCUCGGCGCCAUGCUCCCCGUGAUGCUUCUGGCUCCGAUGGGGCUGAUCCUGUUCGGCAUGGCGGCGCAGCACGACCUCCACUGGAUUGCGUAUUUCUUUGGCGUCGGAAUUACGCAGUUCAGCAGCUAUUUCUACUUCACCUUCACACUGGCCUACGCCGUCGACAGCUACACGGCCAACAUCAGCGAGAUGCUUAUCGCCAUGAACCUGGGGAAGCAGGCCAUCAGCUUCGGCAUGGGCCUCGACCUGCUCACCUGGGUCCUCGACCACGGCUACGCUGUCAUGAUUGCCGGCGUCUUUGUCAGCAUCCUCACAGCGAACAACUUGGCUUUGAUCCUCUUCAUGCUGCGGGGCAAGCGCAUCCGCGCUUACAUGGCCAAGACUUGGCUCGCCAGAGUCCACCGCGAGAGUGUCAAGGAGAUUGCAACGCACUGA